AUGACGGCAUCAAGCAAUGUUAAAGUAGUAUGUCGGUUUCGACCAUUAGGCAAAUCAGAACAGAAAUGUAGUAGUAAGACGUUAAGAGUUUUGGGGGACGGGAAGACAUUGCAAGUAGAGACAAAGGAAUUGAGUGGAUGUUUUGUGUUUGAUCGAGUGUUUGAUGGGUCAGCACGGCAGAUGGAUGUUUUUGAGUAUUCGGCACUGUCUACAGUGAAUGGUAUGUGGAAUAUGUGUGUAGAACUGUGUUUGAAAGAGAAAGAUGUUUUGAAUGGGUAUAAUGGGGCAAUUCUUGCGUAUGGGCAUACGGGAUCGGGUAAAACAUAUACUAUGAUGGGACCGGAUAUUGAGAACGAAGAGUUGAAAGGGAUAAUUCCUCGGAUUGUUACGCAAAUCUUUAAGAAUAUUAUGGAAUCUUUGAGUAAUAUUGAGUAUACGGUGAAAGUUUCGUAUAUGGAGAUAUAUAUGGAGAAGAUCAAGGAUCUUUUGUGCCCACAAAACAAUAACCUGCCGAUUCAUGAAGAAAAAAGUAGAGGAAUUUAUGUAAAGGGUUUGAGAGAAAUAUAUGUUUCGUCGUUGGCAGAAAUUUAUCAAAUUAUUAAAAAAGGCAAUCAAGUGCGAGCAGCUGCUGCAACAACUUUAGAUGUUAAUACUGAAAGUUCGAGAUCUCAUGCUAUUUUUUGUAUUAUAAUUACUCAGAAGAAUCUUGAAACGGAAAAUAUAAAAAGCAGUCAGCUUUUUUUAGUGGAUCUUGCUGGCUCUGAAAAAGUGGCUAAGACUGGUGCCACUGGACAGGUAUUAGAAGAAGCAAAAAAAAUAAAUAAGUCUCUUUCGACACUGGGUUUAGUGAUUAAUUCUUUAACUGAUGGAAAGUCAACACAUAUACCAUAUCGUGAUUCGAAACUCACUCGUAUAUUACAAGAAUCACUUGGUGGAAAUUCUCGUACUACUCUCAUCAUUAACUGUUCAUCAUCUAUAAGUGAUGAAUCAGAGACCAUUUCUACUAUUCGUUUUGGGAUGAGAGUUAAAGCGGUUAAAAAUAGGGCUAAGGUUAAUCAGGAACUUUCUUCUAGUGAAUUUAAGCAUUUGCUUAAAAAGGCAAAGGCUCAAAUAUUUGCUUAUUCUGAAUAUAUUAUUGCUCUUGAAAGUGAACUUAAUCUUUGGCGAAGUGGAGAAAAAGUUUUUCAGGAAAAAUGGACCCCAAGAAUGGUUAUAAACGUUAAAGAGUCUAAAGUUGUUAUGAAUAAUGAAAAAAAUGAUAUUAUAAAAACUACUGUAUUAGAAAAAAGAUCAAUACCAUUUGUUCAAAAUAUUGCAAUGGAAAAAGAUGAAAAAGAUGAUUUUUUGAAAAGGGAGAACGAGUUACAAGAUUUGAUUUCAGAAAAAGAGGUAUUAUUAGAAAAUCAAGAAAAGGAUUUGAAAGAUGCAAAAGAAGAAAUUUUAUAUUUAAAAGAACAUAAUAAUGAAAUUCUUAAGAAUAAUGAAAAAUUGACUAUAGAACUUAAUGAUUUACAGUUGCAAUUAGAGAAAAGUGUAUUCGAAAAUAAGGAAACUAAUAUAACAUUGGAGUCUUUAAAAUGUAUAAAUGUUAAUCUUUUGUCUGAGUUAAAUAAUUUAAAGCAAAAUUUUUGUGAGGCCAAAAUGUCUGCUGAAUUUGAUUCUAUUGAACAGCCGUUAAAAAAGAAAAAAACAAAACAGAUAACAGACGAAAAUGAUUUAACUAGUGCUAAAAUUGUCUGUCCAAAACAGUUUUUGGAUGAUAUAAAUAAUCUUAGUGAAAUAUCUAAUAAUAAUACAAAAGUUUUAAAGGAUAGGUUAACUGAAAUGCAAACUGUUAUUUCUAGUUUAGAAUCUACACUUAAUGAACAAAUGAAUCAUGCUGAUAAUCUUAAAAAAAACAAUAUUUUAUUAGAAAAAAGAUUAAAAUAUGUUGAAGAAGAAUAUCAGUUUCUUAUAGACAAAAUAUUAUUAGAAGAGAAUAAUCAAUGCAUAAAAACUCAAGAAAUAUUGUUUAAUCAGGCAUGCAAUAUGCAAAUAUAUAAUAGUUUGUUGCAAGAGGAUAACUCUAAAAUAUCUUAUAAAAUAACUAAAGAUGAAAAUUCAGGGUCUAACGAAAAAGUUUCUAUGAUGCAGGAAUGUGAUGUUUCUAAUAAAGAUAAUAUAAUGAAUAACAUUACUUUGAAAAGUGAAGAAUUUAACAUGAUGAGCAAGACUUUAAUGAACGAGUUUAGGGAACGUCGUGAUAAGGUAGUUGAAUUGGAAAUAUCUCUUAAUAAAAUUCGUGAACAAUAUAAUAAUAUUUUGCGUAAUAAUAAUACUAAAACUCAACGAAAAAAAAUGCUAUCUUUGGAAAAGAAUUUGGAACAGUUGACAGUUAUACAAAAACAAUUGGUGGAGCAAAAUAUAUCAUUAAAGAGAGAAAUUUCUAUUGUAGAACGUAAACUAGCACUACGAGAUGAGCGCAUUUUGAAUUUAGAAACAUUAUUACAUGAUGCUCAAGAAAAACUUGUCAAUCAAAAUCGCGCAUUUGAAAGACAACUCCAAAUAUUAAAAGAGAGGUUGAAAAAGACACGAGACUAUUUACCAUCUUCAGAUUUGAAUCUUGGGAAAAUAGCUAAACCGUUAAGAGGAGGUAUGAGUUAG
Pneumocystis jirovecii RU7 is the source of this 2643-nucleotide messenger RNA. RefSeq lists its product as uncharacterized. Lineage: Eukaryota; Fungi; Ascomycota; Pneumocystomycetes; Pneumocystales; Pneumocystaceae. Bases 1 to 2643 code for a protein of 880 amino acids. The record is from RefSeq and is a predicted model, not a curated record. Gene Ontology annotation, biological process: microtubule-based movement. Gene Ontology annotation, molecular function: microtubule motor activity; microtubule binding; ATP binding. The transcript has 11 exons.